Hylaeus volcanicus is the source of this 1393-nucleotide messenger RNA. RefSeq names its product ribonuclease H1-like (gene rnh1). The record is from RefSeq and is a predicted model, not a curated record. The transcript is spliced from 7 exons. Gene Ontology annotation, biological process: DNA replication, removal of RNA primer. NCBI's taxonomy places the organism in Eukaryota, Metazoa, Arthropoda, Insecta, Hymenoptera, Colletidae. Gene Ontology annotation, molecular function: magnesium ion binding; RNA-DNA hybrid ribonuclease activity; nucleic acid binding. The coding region runs from base 345 to 1229 and encodes 294 amino acids.
AAGUUUGAAUAAAAGGGGUAAUGGAUGAUUUCUGGGCAAAAAGAUUAUAUAGAUAGAGUAGAGGAGUCAUAGAAGUCCCUGUAUAUCUGUUCCUAUCUAAAUUUACGUGCUAAUUAGAAUUUUAAAACUUGAUAAGGAAAAUCAUAGGGGCAUCUGACAUCUGAGGAUAUGACAUUUCUCCUCAAUUCGUUUCUCUCCCCCUACUUACUGGUAACACUGCAAUCUGCAAUACGCUUGAUUUGUUUACAAAUCUUUUAUUUUUUCUGGAUGAAGACUACGAUUUUACAUUCUCUAUACCUGUACAGGAUUAUGUAAUUUCGUAUUUUAAUAAUAUAUGAUAAUAUAUGAAUGUAACUCGCAUUUUAUUUAAGACACUGAGAAAUAUGGCACCAUCAUUUUAUGCAGUGGCUAAAGGCCGCACACCCGGAAUUUACAAUACUUGGGACGAUUGUAAGGCACAGGUUCAUCAGUAUUCUGGUCCUGUGUAUAAAAAGUUUAAUGCGCGAGCAGAGGCUGAAAAAUUUAUCAAAGAAAAUAGCAGUUCAAGUGGAGGAAGUAAUAGCAACAACAGUACACCCAUAGUAAAGAAAAGGCCAGAAUUGAAAAGAAAACCUUCAGAAGUUGUGAACACACGACCAUCUUUAAAAAGAUGUAAACUAAUAAACAUGCAAAGUAUUCCAAAUUCUGGAUGCAAUCAAAGGAAAGCAAGUAUUUUUAUGUACUAUAACCAACUUAUAAGCUUUCCAAAACUAAAGAAAUUGUCAGAUUAUGGUAUGGAUGAUGAAGGUUAUGUGAGUGUGUAUACAGAUGGUGCUUGUAGUUCAAAUGGCCAUGGAAAUGCCAAAGCAGGUAUAGGUGUUUGGUUUGGCGAUGAUCAUCCCAUGAAUGUAUCGCAACCAGUUGUUGGUAGGGCUACUAACAAUAUGGCAGAAAUUCAGGCAGUGGCUGUAGCUGCAACACGCGCAAAAGAAGCAGGCAUUAAAAAAUUAAAAAUACACACAGACUCACAGUUCCUCAUUAAGUGUAUAAACAAUUGGAUGCCAAAGUGGAAAUCUAAUGGAUGGAAAACUUUAGCCAAUAAACCUGUUACAAAUAAGAUUGAAUUGUUAGAAAUGGAGGAGGCUCUCAAGUCCUUAACUGUGAAAUGGGUACAUGUCAAUGGUCAUGUGGGAAUUCAUGGUAAUGAAAUGGCUGACAAAUUGGCAAGAGCAGGUUGUGUAAAAUAUUGAAGAUAUCAUGUAAGAAAUAUUAUUAUUUAUUUUUAUACUUUAUUUAUAAUUCAUUUAUAAUUAAUGACUUUCUCUAACAAUUAUGUAAUGACGUAAAAAAAAGAUAUAAAUUAAUUUAAACAAUCAAAUAUAGAAAGACACACUUUAAUGUGUGGUUAAUUCAU